Messenger RNA from Osmia bicornis bicornis, 3791 nucleotides. RefSeq names its product netrin receptor UNC5C-like. The transcript has 13 exons. The coding region runs from base 666 to 3692 and encodes 1008 amino acids. Gene Ontology annotation, molecular function: protein binding; netrin receptor activity. Lineage: Eukaryota; Metazoa; Arthropoda; Insecta; Hymenoptera; Megachilidae. Gene Ontology annotation, cellular component: membrane. The record is from RefSeq and is a predicted model, not a curated record. Gene Ontology annotation, biological process: netrin-activated signaling pathway; motor neuron axon guidance.
AGCCGCGAGCAUCGUGUGCUGGCAACCCUCACUGCCGAGAACAACUCACCCCCUUGUCUCCUUUCGUUUCGCCAUCGCCACGGUCACGUGUCCCUCGCUCAUCCCCGUUGCACGCUCGAACGGAAGUGCAGCCGACCGAGUGCACCAACCCGUCGCGUGGAUCCGUCAUGUAAUUUAGAGCUGCGAACAAUUAACGACCCGGUGUCCUUUCGUUCGAUUGUUUCGAAUUUUUUUCUUUUUUUUUUGGAGGGUUCUUUAUAUCGUUUUUUUUUUUAAGUUUGUUUAGUGUCCAUUUUGAGGAUCAGGAAUGUAAUUUACAGCUGCAGACAAUUAACAAUUCGGUCUCUUAACGGUCGAUUGUUUCGAUUCUUUUUUUGGAAAUUCCUUUUUCUUUUUAAAAGUUUAUUAUACAGAGGCGAACAAUUAACGCUUCGGUGUUUUUUUCGUAUAACUGUUUCAAAUUUCUCUCCGUCUCUUUCUUUAUUUCUAUUUGUCUUAAAACGAGAUAUGUGCAGGGGUGGUUAAUUCAGGAUGAACCGACUGGCAUGGAUUUUUGGUACGUGAUUUUGGCGCGCGUUUCGAAUGACCGGAACUUAAGGUGAUCGAUCUUCUGCUUCGUUCGCCGGUGGUUGAAUGCAAAGGGUUCAGUGAGAUGUGAGCCGAGGAUGGAACUGAAGAUCAGCAUACUGCUUCUAGCGCUUCUACGCUUAGCCAGCACCCUCGAGAGCACGAAGGAGGAGGAGGACCCCGACGAAGACGAUGAAGAGAAUUACCCGGUGGACGACUACGACUACGGUGACUACGAAACCGCGACCAUAACCAGCGAUACCGAUCUUAUCGCCGGUGGCUCGUUGCCGAUCUUCCUCGCCGAGCCGGUCGACACGUUCGUGGUGAAGGGGAAGCCAGCAACCCUUCACUGUCGAGCGGCUCAGGCUCUUCAGGUGUAUUUUCGCUGCAACGGUGACCGGGCUGAACGGUCGCAGCAGCAGGAUUUUGUCGACCCUCAGACCGGAACGAGGGUCGUCGAGGUCGAGUUGAACGUGACGAGGAACGAGGUCGAGGAGUACUUUGGUAGGGAGAGGUUCAAGUGCGAGUGCGUGGCAUGGUCGGGACCAGGUCAGAUUCGAGGGCAACCCGUCACGGUUGAGGUCGCUUACCUGAAGAAACACUUCCUGUCGCCGCCGUACUCGCUGUCCGUGGAGGCUGGACGGAACGCGGAAUUGCGAUGCACGCCACCUCUAGGGGUGCCGUCACCGAAGGUGUACUGGCUGAAGAACGGCGCACACCUCGAGACGAUCAACAGCUCGACGCCACCUUCGUCCGGUUCCGACAGCAUCCCGAACGAGGUGUCAUCCUCUGGCAGCUUCCUGCGGACCGCCGACGGACACCUGAUACUGGGGGAGGCCGAGCUGAGGCACCAAGGGAAUUACUCCUGCGUCGCUGAGAACAUCGCUGCGAGGCGGGUCAGUGAACCGGCCGUGCUGACGGUUUACGUAAACGGCGGAUGGUCUUCGUGGUCCGGAUGGUCGGAGUGCAGCACCCGUUGCGGCAGAGGUGUGCAAAAGAGGACGCGAACCUGCACUAACCCGGUGCCUAUCAAUGGAGGUCAAACCUGUCCAGGUCCAGCUACGCAGAGGGUGGAAUGCAAUCCUUCCUGUCCCGCGGUCGACGGCAGAUGGUCAAGCUGGUCCUCGUGGUCCGCAUGCGGUCCCGAUUGUUCCAAAGUAAGGAGGAGAUCCUGCAACGACCCCCCGGCGAGCAAUGGUGGUCGUCCCUGUCAAGGCAAGGACGUCAUCGUCGAGUCUUGUUCCGCGGAUCGAUGUAAUGCACUCGGACAGGACGGACCACGAGUAUUCAAGGAAGCAACCAGAGCGAUCGAUCAUAGAAAUAUACUAGCGCUCUGGAUCACCUUGAGUCUAGCUGCGAUCAUUCUCGCCUUGACGACCAUCUUCUUCGUUCGAUUGAUGCGACGGAAGGAGAGAAUGGACGCUCUGUACAGCGUCGCGAGGCUGGAUUUCCGUCAUCCGGCUGACCUCGCCAAAGCGGUAGUAUCGAAGAACGAUCGUUCAGUCGUAUCCGUGGACAGGCGUUUGGAGCAGGUGAUAGACGAAUCAAACGCAGCCAGGAUGUCUAGAUCUUGCUCGGAGCAUCACUACGACGUGCCGCAGCUCUCGUUGCCCUCGACCACCAGACCGUCGCCCAGUUCAUCCGUGGCCAGGUCUUCCUGCAGGAACUCUCAGCGAGGUAGAUGCCUGUCGGACAACGAGGAAGGCCGAUCGUCCCGCUCCACCUAUCAAGCGAAUCCAGAGAGCACCAACGAGGACGACGACGACCACGACGAAGAAGACGAGGAUAAUAAAAAGAUCGGAGAAGAUGACAGAGGUCACGAAGAUGCUGGUGGUUUUAUCGUCAGGGCGGUGGUUGACGAUCAAGGCGCCCUGCUGGUGGUUCCCGAGGUCGGAGUGUCCAUGUCCGUGCCCGAAGGAGCCAUUCCUCGUGGACGUCGACACAGUUUACACCUGGCGGUUCUCGGAGACGAUGCUCUAAGACCUGGUCUCCCACCUGGAUUAACCCUUUUGUCAGCAGUGGUGGCUUGUGGGCCGAGUGGCAUCGAUUUGGUGAAACCGGUGAUCCUCCAGUUCGAACACUGUGCCGAACUCAGAACGGGAAAUUGGGAACUGAGUCUCUGGUCCACGGAUCUCGACUUCGACACUCGUUCCAACGACUCGACCAACUCGUCCACCAGUUCCAACGUCAUUUCUGCGACGAUGUGGCGUAAAAUCCUAACGCUAGGCGGAGAGCCCAUCAAUCUUCCCGGACAACCAUUCGCGCAGCUCGAUCAUUCUGGAGUGUUCUUGGUCACCGAGACCCCUAACGUGUUCGCGGUGGCAGGAGAAAACUCUGCAGUGGCACCGGGAUUGGCGGUGAAGAGGAUCUGCCUGGCAGUUUUCUUGUCACGCGAGAGGGAUCACAUCAGGUGUCAUCUGAUGGAGGACACCAAAGCGGCGUUCAAGCUCGUCGUGGAACAGGAGCGUCGAUUAGGCGGGACCCGCAUCGAUCAUGGAACCCUAGGCUUCAGAGCAGGUGGUUCUCCGCUCCGUAUCGACCUGGAGGAUAGAGAGAGCGGAUUCGUGGAACGUCAAGAGAUACCUCAUCGUCGAAUCUGGUCGUCGACGAGAACAAGCGUAAGAAGAUACUUCAGGAUCGAAAAAACUGUAGGCGAAGUGAGACUCAGCUUUGAGUUACGAGCUUGUCAGUGCGGUUUCGAGGAGCACACCUUGUUUCUGAGAAUCGACCUGGAUCUGAUGAAGAGAAACGGAUCGAAUGGAAAGAGAGCCACUAAAACUGAAUCAUCGAUCGUUUUACGUGGCAAGAAUUCAACCAGGUCGACGGAGUCGGUCGUUUCUAGACCAUUCAGAUUUUCCAAAACUCUGAGAAAACAACUGUGCCAGUGUCUGGAUCCGCCAAGCGCACGAGGAAACGACUGGAGAAUGUUAGCACAAAGACUUCAAGUCGAUAGAUACGUGGAUUACUUCGCAACGAAAGCGAGCCCAACGGAGCAUAUCCUGGACCUCUGGGAGGCGAAACACCAAGAGGCCACGGCUCUCGCCGAUCUACUGAACCACCUGAGACUUAUGGGACGCGUGGAUGCCGCGAACGUCCUCGAAAGUCGCCUGGGUCCAUGGAUCUGAAAACUCCCAAUGCUGAUCACUGCCAUUCCAUCGUUCACACCUUUGCAUAUGUUUUGUACAUAUAAGAGAAUCGAAAUUUCUAUCAAGCCUAAGAAGGAU